CUAUCUAUCUAUCUAUCUCGGUUCUUAUUACAUGUAAUAAUGAGACCAAAGAAUAAUAAUAGCAAUGCUGCUGGAGGAGGUUCAUCAUCCUCUGGUGUCAAGACAACAUUGAUGAGGAUGUUUGUUGUACUGAUCGCAUUCAUGACCUACAACACUAUGAUGUACACAUCCAAACAACCAAACAUUCAAACACUCGAGAAGGAUCAUGUCGACUCAUACACUGCUCUCUCUGAGCAACAACUGGCCAGGCGAUUGGGUGAUUCUAUCAAGUUCAAGACCAUAUCAUUUGCUCAUAAGGAUGAGAUCAACUACCAGGAGUUCUUGGACUUCCACAGGUUCCUGAAUAGGACAUUCCCAAAGGUGCACAACUACCUCGAGAUCAAUAUCAUUAACGAAUACUCAUUGUUGAUGCAGUGGAAGGGCAGCGAUCCAGACUUGAAACCGGCUAUGCUGGCCGCACACUUUGACGUCGUGCCAAUUGCCAACCCUGAUCAGUGGACUCAUCCCCCAUUCGAUGGCGUAGUCGACGACCAAGGCUUCAUCUGGGGCCGUGGCUCAAUGGAUGAUAAGUUGGCCGUGAUGGGUAUCUUGGAGGCCGUCGAGGACUUGAUCGAACAAGGCUUCAGACCACAGAGAUCACUCUACCUGGCGCUUGGACACGACGAGGAGAUUGGGGGAGUAGACGGUGCCAAGCACAUGGCAGAGUACCUAAAGGCGCGUGGAGUCCAGCUCGAGUACAUACUGGAUGAGGGACUGCCAAUCAUGAGACCACCUGUGCUUCCUGGUGUGACUCGCAAGGUAGCCGCAAUUGGCAUGUCCGAGAAGGGCUACAUCACAGCGGUGCUCAACAUCAAGUCUGACGGCGGUCACUCAUCAAUGCCUCCAAAGAACACAGCCAUCGGUAUCCUUGCCCAAGCUGUGGCCAAACUCGAGGCCAACCCCUUGCCAGCGGCAUUCAACGAGGUAGCCUUGUUGCUGGACUUUGUUGGACGCGAGGCCACUCUCCCCUAUCGCUUUGUAUUCUCCAAUCUCUGGUUGUUCAGACCAUUGAUAUCAUACGUCCUUUCGCUCAAUCCUGGAAUGGAUCCAUUGCAACGAACCACCACAGCUGUCACCAUGUUCAAUGGUGGAACCAAGCCAAACGUACUUCCAAACGAGGCCAACGCCACCAUCAACUUUAGAAUAUCCCCCUCACAAUCAGUCCAAGAUAUUUUGGAUCAUAUCAAGAACACAAUCAAUGAUGACAGGAUAGUUACGAUCAUUCCAGAGGAGUUCACUGAGCCAUCACCAAUAUCAUCAGCUGAUUCACCAUCAUUCAGAUUGAUCCAAGCGACAGUCCUUCAGGAGUUCCCAGAGGUCAUUGUGGCACCAGGUCUAAUGGUUGCCAACACAGACACUAAGUGGUAUUGGGACCUUUCCAACAACAUAUACAGAUUCUGUCCACAAGAGUUGUCCCACAGCGACUUGAAGCGUUUCCAUGGUAUGGACGAGCGAUUGUCCUCAUCAGACUACAGACAACUGGUUGACUUCUACUACCAUCUCAUCAGGAAUGGUGAUCAACUAUUG
Messenger RNA from Acytostelium subglobosum LB1, 1566 nucleotides. RefSeq lists its product as hypothetical. NCBI's taxonomy places the organism in Eukaryota, Evosea, Eumycetozoa, Acytosteliales, Acytosteliaceae. The annotation marks the transcript as partial. The transcript has 4 exons. Gene Ontology annotation, molecular function: metallocarboxypeptidase activity. The record is from RefSeq and is a predicted model, not a curated record.